AUGUCGGUCAUCUACAAGAGGAGCGAGCGCGACCGCGAGUGGGACACCACGUCCACGCGCACUGGUGCCACUGGCUACACCACGGUGCGGCGCUACAAGGUGCCCGAUCACAGCCUCGAGGAAGACACGUACGAGACCGAGAUGCGCAUGGUUCACCGCGGCCGCGACGACUUCGACGACCGUCGCUCUGUCAAGGACUAUCAUAUCGAGCGCCAUGAAGCGCCCGCUCCCCAACGAGAAGUGAGACACUACCACUACGCCGAACGUGAGCGCGAAGUCUCGCCCAUGCGUUCCGAGUAUCGCAUUCAGCGCGAAUACGAGCGCUCCCCCUCACCUGCGCGCACCGAGAUCCGCAUUUCCCGGGACUACGACCGCGAGCGCGAGAUCUUCCCGCGGGAGCAGCCCUAUGAGUUGGAGAAGUACUCGAGGUCUACUGAGUAUUUCCGCCCCGAGCCGCUGCCCCAACCCCCACCACCCCAGCCCCAGUCCAUCUACAUCCGCAAUGAGGCCCCCCAGCCCCAGCAGAUGCCACCCAUGCAGAUGCAGAUGCAGCCUAUUAUUAUCCGGGAGGAAGCCCCUCAACCCAUCAUCAUCCGCGAGCGCGUCCAAGAGCCAUCCUACGAGCUUGUUGAACGUACUGAAGAAGACAGACAGGUUGCUCGUCCGCAGCGCCACGAGGAAGAUUACUACUACGAGCGCAGAGUGAAGGAGAUCGAUCGCGGCGGUCGCUACGAUGAGCGAUACGCUGACGAGCGUGAAUAUGACCACCGAUGGGGAGGUAAGAACUACUACAGCGACGACGACAUCUAUAUCCACAAGGAGAAGGAUACCUGGGGCGGAAGUGAGACCCGCACCAAACGUGAUGUUGCUGCAGGCGCUCUUGCCGGAGUUGCUGCAGGACAAAUCAUCAGGCAUCACCGCAAGAGAAAGGGUGAAGCCGCUGGAGGCAACAUAGGAAAUGCCCUUGGCUACGGCACGCUUGGUGCCGUGAGUGCUGUGGCUCUCGAUAGAUUUAACAACCGUGACAGAUCCCGGUCUGUUUCUUCUGAUCGUGGCAGAGGCAGCCGCCGUGCCAAAUCUCGCCACCGCAGCAAGUCGAGGGUGAAGGAGCUGGGCACGCUUGCCGCACUUGCCGGUGUUGGAGCCCUCGCCUACGCUGCCGGACAGAGGAACAAGAACAAGGUGGUCAAAGAGGAGACGGUUACGGUCAUAGAAGAUCGGCACCGAAGCAGGUCACGUCAUGGAGCGCAAGUUGGCCUUGCCUCUGCUGCUGUAGCCGGUCUUGCGGCACGCAGCCGUAGCAAGUCUCGAAAGCGCAAGGGCAAGCGCUCACCUAGCCGGAUCCGACAGGGUGUUCCGAUUGCUGCCGCUGGUGUUGCCGGCGCAGCUGUCACUGGACUUUAUGAGAAACGCAAGGCUAAGAAGGAGGCUAGGGCGGCAUCGCGGUCCAAGUCAAGGUCGCGCUCAAGGUCCAGGUCAGUCCUCUCCCGCCUUACCGGACGCAACCGCAGCAGACGUGGAAGUACAGUGAGUGAACCUGUUUUAGUAGAGUACGGCGAUGAUCCGGUGUACACCGAUCGUGCCAGUAGUCGCAGUCGAAGCCGGGACCGCAGCCGCGCGCACCGUAGACGGCGAGGAAGCUCUUCUUCCUCUGGUGGUCGACGUGGAAGCCGGAGCCGGAGCCGGAGCAAGAGUCGAUCACGGAAGGUCGCGGAGACGGCGGCGGUCGCCGGUGUAGCUGGUCUGGCUGCCCAUGAAGCAGCGAAGCGGCGCGACCGUAAGAAGGCCGAAAAGGAAGCCGAACGACGACGCGAGGAGGAUUCAGCCUACUCCACAGGCACCUACAGCCCCUAUGAUAGCCCCACGCCCACCGAUGUCUCCACCUCCACUGCCCAUCCUAACGACUCUCGCUACUUCCCUGAGACGAACUACUUCCCCCCUCCCCCUAGUGCUCCAGUAGACCCCAACCCCAACCUCAACUUCAAUCCCAACACCAACAACCCUUAUCCUCCGUAUAACCCAGCAGACUUCCCUCCGCCUCCUCAGAGCGCAUAUGAGCCCAACCAUCCCUCACAUUUUGUCAACCCACCACACGACGACUUGCAUCUCGGCAACCCAUAUGCACCCCAGCAUCAACAACAACACGAACCCUACUACGGCCAGCCACGACGUGGGGGUGACAAUGUGAGUGCUCCAGUCCCUGAUGGCGGUAAAGAGCACCAUAACUUUGCGUCUUCGCGUGGGCCCGUAGACGACCCGCCUAGCCCGAGUCCGUCCCCGGAAGAAGAUAAGAGCGUCCAUUUCGACUUGAACCCACAAGAACGAGAGAUACCCUCCCGAGAGGCCUCACGGUCACGGGAGUCUUCAUCCGAUUCCGAUUCCGAAAGGCAACACAGACAUCGAGAUGAUCACAGUCACAAGCGACACAGGCGACGCAGGGAUGACGAACGAUCGGAUGCUACAAGAGAGUCUGGCAGGGCCCGGAAAAGGCGUCACCGCUCUGAAAGCCCCGGGUCAGAUACCUCUGAUGCUACCAUUGAACUUCCACCCCGCUUCGACGAGAAGGGGCGGCAGCAGCCUGAGGACCCACUGGCGGAGAAGUUGGAGAGUAUUCUGCAAAACAUCUUUCGAUAG
Molecule: messenger RNA, 2634 nt
Organism: Alternaria arbusti
Lineage: Eukaryota; Fungi; Ascomycota; Dothideomycetes; Pleosporales; Pleosporaceae
Exons: 4
Coding region: 1-2634 (877 amino acids)
Source: RefSeq, a predicted model, not a curated record